Molecule: messenger RNA, 2225 nt
Organism: Actinia tenebrosa (Australian red waratah sea anemone)
Lineage: Eukaryota; Metazoa; Cnidaria; Anthozoa; Actiniaria; Actiniidae
Product: cytochrome P450 3A4
Molecular function (GO): steroid hydroxylase activity; iron ion binding; heme binding
Source: RefSeq, a predicted model, not a curated record
UGACAGUUUGAUCUGAACCCUGUUACGGCUGAUAGACUUUGCAUGAUUAGAAUUUGCAUCACAAAGUAGCUAGAGACAACAGUGAAAAGUUUUACCUGAUUAUCCCUUGCAAUGUGGUUGAUAUUAGCUACAAUAAUCGUCUUGAUCAUCAGUCUGUACUGGUUUGGAACCUACAAAUAUUCUGUCAUUAAGUCCUUCAAUAUUCCUGGUUCAACGCCAUGGCCGUAUGUUGGCAAUAUCCCAGACAUCUUAAAGUAUGGCGGAAUCAAAAACAUGCUUCUAGAAUAUAGAAAAAGAUAUGGAAACGUCUUUCAUUUUUCGAUAGGUCAGAGUCCAAUGGUUGUAGUUGCAGAUCCCGAGUUAGUCAAGCUGAUUACAGUCAAGGAUUUCGACAAGUUUCGCAAUCGCCAUAUCAGUAUCAAACUUCCACCCCCAAACAACUCUGGCAUUGGAGCUGCCGUGGACGACCAAUGGAAGCGCAUUCGGUCAACCUUGACUCCAACCUUUAGUGCAUCAAAAAUGAAGCAAAUGGUGUCGCUCAUAGAUGAAUCCUGCCAGGUUUUGAUUGGGAAAUUCCGUGAGGCAGCUGAUACAGGUAGGACUAUCAAAGCCAGCUCGUGCUAUCAGCAGUACAUUCUUGAAGUCCUCUUGAAGACAGCCUUUGGCAUGGAAGUUGACUUUCAAAACAACCCCAACGAGAAAAUCGUUACGACCGUUAGAAGUAGCUUCGAAAGUCGUCAAUACCUCGACAUGUUCUUCAAGUCUCUUCCGUUUUCUUCUCUAGCAAUGAAACUAUUUAGUCAAGUAUUGGUAAAGAAGUUCUUUUCUUUCUUCAACGGUAUCGCCAUGCAAAUCAUCCAGCAGAGAAAAGAGAAGGGAGUGGAUGCAGGAAGAAAAGAUCUGAUGUACUUGAUGAUGAAUACGGUAGACAAUGAGGGUGAAAGAAAGUUAACAGAUGAUGAGAUAUCAGCUCAGUCUGUAACAUUUCUUACGGCUGGACUUCAUACAACCAGCACAUUUCUGUCGAUAGCUUCCUAUUGGCUGGCACAUUAUCCUGAAAUACAAGACAAAUUGAUUGAGGAAAUAGACGCCGCCUUUGCAGCUAACCCCGAGAAACCAAUAUACGAUCUUAUCCAUGAACUGGAGUACCUCGAUUGCUUCUUCAACGAGACGCUUCGAUUUUCAAUGGCUGCCGAAUUGCAAAUCAGUCGUCAUUGUAGCCAAACUUGCACCAUCAACGGUGUUCAUUUCCCACGAGGAACCGUGGUCGUUCUCUGUUACUUUCUUCUUCAUAAUGACCCAGAUGCUUGGGAAGAACCGUUCAAGUUCGAUCCAGAGAGACACAGAGGACCAGUCAAGGAAAAGAGGCACCCUUAUCAGUUUCAUCCGUUUGGAGUUGGACCUCGUUCUUGUAUUGGCAUGAGGCUUGCCCAGCUGGAAGGCAAGUUAACUCUCGUGCGCUUAUUGAGAGAGUUCAGGUUUGCACUAGCUCCCGAGACUAAGCAUCCAGAUGGGUCCAUUCCUAAAGUUGUAGAGAUACGAGUAGAGAACAGACAUUAGAAAUUGCUAAGUGGAACGUGGAAUAAUGCUAUGAAAAUAAUAAAAAAUGAUCUCUGAACUGAAUUAGGGCUCUCCUGAGCUGAAUUAGGGCUCUCCUGAGCUGAAUUAGGGCUCUCCUGAGCUGAAUUAGGGCUCUCCUGAGCUGAAUUAGGGCUCUCCUGAGCUAAAUUAGGGCUCUCCUGAGCUGAAUUAGGGUUCUCCUCUUUAGUAAUUACAUUACCAGUAAAGUAAAGUAUGUAUACAACGCACAACCGUGAUUGGAAAUAUUCUAUAGGGAUACAUGCAGUCCCUCCUCUUCUGUUUUGGAUAUGAGAAUAUUUUAAAACUAAUUGGAUUUACUUCUCCUUUACAUCCCACUUGUUAAGGCUAUCGAUAGAUUGAAUAGAUAUAGAAGUUGAUUUUUGUGGAGGGAGAAAAAACCAACGAACAAACUCUAUUUACAUACGACACCGAGCCCGCGGGAAUCCAUCGGGUUCCGACUCUCCCUUAGUUACCGUUGCUAUGUCCCACAAGCUUAACAAAUUAUCUGGAAUAUUUUAGAAUUUAAAACUCUGAUCGCAAAACAUUGGUCAUAACUUGUUUCAAUAGUUUACUGUCCUGCGAAAUGAUUAGAGAAUUGUCUCGUCAUCCUUGUAGUACUCUUUAAUUAAAACAGAUACUGCGUA